Molecule: messenger RNA, 306 nt
Organism: Naegleria lovaniensis
Lineage: Eukaryota; Heterolobosea; Eutetramitea; Acrasida; Naegleriidae
Exons: 2
Coding region: 1-306 (101 amino acids)
Source: RefSeq, a predicted model, not a curated record
AUGUCGUCCUCCUCUCAAGUAACAACCUAUCAGGACCACAACAAUAAACGCACUGCUCAGGAAAAUCAAGAUUUGAUGGAUUUGGUCAAGAAAACCAACACAAAAGAAGAAACUAAAUUACAAAAGUUACAUAAAGCAGCAGGUGCUUCCGAUGUGAGCAAAUGUCCCUAUCAUCGAACCAUGAAUUUUGUGAAGGGUGCUUUCGGAAUGGGACCAAAGAAGACAAAGGAAGAAGAAACAGAUCCCAACAAGAAGAAGGAAGAAAAGAAAGAAGAAGAAGAAAAGGGAUGGUGUCUCGUCAUGUAA